This is a messenger RNA of Penicillium riverlandense, 3477 nucleotides long. Its product is annotated as PT repeat family protein. The transcript is spliced from 2 exons. The record is from RefSeq and is a predicted model, not a curated record. The coding region runs from base 1 to 3477 and encodes 1158 amino acids. Lineage: Eukaryota; Fungi; Ascomycota; Eurotiomycetes; Eurotiales; Aspergillaceae.
AUGACUGGAGCGGACGCCCGACCUGAGGCACCGAGCCUUUAUGCCUGUUGGGCCGACAACAACAACCGGGAGGUUCGGGCGAUUGCCAGCUGGAACUGGGCGACCGAUGUUUGGGCGUGGGAAGUCAACUUAGGCAGCGAAACCGACCUAACGCAUGCAGUUACUGCUGCGCACCGUGGGGUUGAGACGCAGAUCCGGGUGGCGCAGAGCGGGACGCAUGCUCAGCUGCACUCCAACCCCGUGCUGGUAGAGGAGAAACCCAUCUUCAACGGCGAUGUCGCUGCUACGGAGUCCAUCCUGAAUGAGAAGACCGCCGAGGCAGAGCCUGAACCAGAAACUGCGGCUACGGAAACACAGGAGCAGACCCAAGAGGCUGCUGCAGAACCGGCCCAGGAUGAACAACCUGCGGACGCUACUCUACAAGAGCCCGAGUCAGAACAACAUGCAACGGAGCCAAGUUCCGAACAAGAACCCUCCACCGUUCCAGCGGACACAGAGCAGACGUCGGAAGAACCGACUGCUGAAGACCCCGCUACGACAGACGAUGCCCCGGAAACUGCUGCUGCGGUUCCCGAUGCUUCGAAUGAAGUGGAUCAAACCGACCUUGGAGUAGCAGGUGACGAGACCAUCCGCGCAGACGAAACUGUUCCAGAGGCUGAAACCGAGAAAACUGCCGAGGAGCCUGUUACUGAGGCUACCCCAGAGGAGACGACAGAGGAGCCUGUCGCUGAGAGUCAAGCUGCCGAACCCGUCGCUGAGGAAUCUGAGGCUCCAGAGGAGACUCCAGCGGUUGAAGAAGCUUCUACCGAACCAGCUGCUGAGGCUACUGAACAACCUGUCGCAGAACCCACCACCGAUGAGCCACAGCCUGAGGAAACAACUGAGUCUGCCAAUGAGCCGGUGGAGGAAUCUGCCCAAGAGCCAGCUGCUGAGGCUACUACGGAAGCCAAUCCAGAGCCUGUGGAAGAGAACACUACAUCCGAGCCAACUGCAGAGGCACCGAAUGCUGAUGCAGCCCCAGCUGAAGAGUUUAAGCCAGAGGAGCCCGCUCCCGAGGCUGCUGCGGAACCAGCCACCGAAGAAACCCCAGAACCAGUCGCUGAAUCUUCUACUGAACAGCCCGCCGCUGAUGAAGGUCUCUCCAAGCCUGCGGAGGAGCCUUCGAUGAACGAGACAGUUGAAGAGCCAGCCACCGGUGUUCCGGAUGAGAUGGCCGAAGAGAAGACUACUGACGAGGCUAUUGAGCCCUCUACCGAGGAAUCUACCUCUGGCGUUUCUAAUAAAGUUGGUGAAGAGACGACUGCCACGGAGGAGCAAGACAAACAACCAGCUGAAGAGCCGGCCUCUGUUGUUUCUCCUGACGCUACCGAGGAGCACGCUGUUGCUGGGUCUGCCGCGGAAGCGGUUGAGGAGAUGGCUAUUGAGGAGGAUACGACCGCUGAGACUGUUCCUGCCGAGGCAGUGCAGGAGCCUGGCACUGAGGCUCCGGUAGAACAACCUGCUGCCGAGUCUGCCGUGGAAGAGUCCGCUGGUGUUGAAGAGCCUGCUGCCAUGGAAGAACCCGCUGCCGUGGAAGAACCUGCUGCUGCCGAAGAGUCUGCUCCUGCUGCUGAGCCUGCUGUGGAAGAACCUGCCGUAGAAGAGCCCUCUGCUGUCGGAGAGCCUGCCGUCGACGAACCGGCGCCUGAAGUUUCUGCGAAGGAUACGACCACUGAGGAGCCCGUUGAAGCGAGCGAAGACGCCCCGGCCAGGGAAGAGCCCUCCUCUGAGCAGCCUGCUACGGCUGAAGCAGCCACUGAGGAUACGACUACUUCCGCUGUUGAGGAGCCAGCCGCCGAGACACAAGCUGAACCCGUCGAGGAAUCCACCAAGGAGAUCCCUGCCGAAGAGCCUGCUGCCAAAUCUUCUACCCAGGAUGAAGCCCCAACCGAAACUGCCACCGACGAGCCCCUAAAGGAGGAUGUCACGGAACCGACUGAAGACAAGCCAGUGGAAGCUGAACCCACUGCUGCAGAGUCGACUGCUGAAGAAAUCGCUCCACCAGUUGAGGAGACAUCUGUCGAACAAACGACCACCGAGGAGCCGGCUCCUGCGACUGAAUCAGCCUCUGAGGCACCAGCUGUUGAUGACACUCUUGUUGAACAAGCCUCAGAAGUUGCGCCAGCGACUGAGCAGACCGAAGAGGCCAACACUGCUUCAGAGGAGCCUGUUGAGGAAGCACAGCCCGAGCCUGUGGCUGAGUCGACUGCUGUGGAGGAGACCGCUGGUGAGGAGUCUUCUCAGCAGGAACCCCCCGAGACUCCUGCCGUUGACGAACCUGUGCCUGAGGAUCCUGCUGCAGAAGUUGACCAAUCUGCUUCUGAGCAACCGGCUGAAGAUCCUAUUUCGGAGGAACCUGCGGCUCCAGAGCCUGUGUCUGAGGUUUCCCCUCCAGUCGAGCAGCCUACUACCGAUGGAGCCGCUGAGCCAGCUGAUGCUGAUAACACUCCCACCGAGGCUCCUGCUGUGACCGAGUCCGUCGCCGACACUCCUGUGCAGGAUGUGGCACCGGCAGUUGAAGAACCUGUUCAGGAAGACUCUGCGGAGGAGAAGGCUGCUGCUCCCACUGCCGAGGGUGCAGAGCCUGAGCAGGCAGAUGAAACAAUGCAGCCCGAGGCACCUUCUGAGCCAGCCGUGACUGAGCCUGAACCUGAGAACAAAGAAGUUCCUCAAGACGCGGAAGUGGGCACUACAGAUGAACCUGCUCAACCCGAGGCGCAACCCCAACAGACUUCUGCAACUGAACCCACGGAGGAGCCUUCUCAGCAGGAAGAGCACGAUGAUGUUGCGAAAGAUCAUGCCCUGACUCCGGAGAUCCUCGGCGCUGGUGUUGCAGCUGCAGCCGGUGUUGCUGCCGUUGGGGUGGUAUCUGCAUCGCAGGAACCCGAGACAGUGGCACCUGCGGAAGAAGAACAGGCCUCCCAGACAGUAGAGGUGGCUAGUGAGCCCGCUAUCAAUGGCAAGGACGCCGAGACCAAAGCUCCAGCCACGGAGGCGCAGCCUGAAGACGGUAAGCCGGCGCCGUUCCUCUUGAACCGUUCCUCUGUUCUGUCUUUGGAUGCUGAUCCGGUUCUUGCAGCCCUCGCCGGUGACCGCGAAGCCCUCCUCCGAAAGCUCAACAUCCCCUCCACGGACCAGCUCGCCACCGCAGCCAGCGCCAGUGACGAACAACCAUCGACUAGCAAGAAGGCCCAUGUGGAGGACGCCAGCCCAGAAGUAGUCGAAGAACCUGAAGCUUCCACCAGCAAGUCCGCGGCCGCGGCUGGUAAGACGGAUGAAGAUGCUCGUCCCCCGAGCCAGAACCGGUCAGUGACUGCUGUUUCUCUGAAUAAUGCACCUGACAGCUGGCUCAAGGCGAUCUGGCGCAACGUCUUUGUCAACUUCUUUGGUGCUAUUUUUGCGCCCUUCCGCCGUCGCGGAAAGGGCAGCAAGAAAUAA